This is a messenger RNA of Triticum turgidum subsp. durum (durum wheat), 507 nucleotides long. The record is from the annotation of a GenBank genome assembly. NCBI's taxonomy places the organism in Eukaryota, Viridiplantae, Streptophyta, Magnoliopsida, Poales, Poaceae.
AUGAGGUCUCCCGUCCCCGCCAUGCUCACCGCCCCAUCAGCAGCGGCGGCCGUCGCCAAGCCGCUCCCCGUGGCUCGCUCCAACACGACGGCGGCGCUCCACGCGACGGCCAGCAGCAGGCGGGACGUCAUGACGGGCGUGGGAGCCGCGCUGCUGCUGGCCCUGUCGCCGCAGCGCGCGCGUGCGGCGUCGGACGACGAGUACCUGACGGAGACGACGGAGGUGAUCGGGAAGGUGCGGUCGACGAUCAGCAUGGACAAGACGGACCCCAAGGUGGCGGACGCGGUGACGGAGCUCCGGGAGAUGUCCAACUCGUGGGUGGCCAAGUACCGGCGCGAGAAGGCUCUGCUGGGGCGGCAGUCGUUCCGGGACAUGUACUCGGCGCUCAACGCCGUGUCCGGCCACUACAUCAGCUUCGGCCCCACCGCGCCCAUCCCCAACAAGCGCCGCAUCCGCAUCCUCGAGGAGAUGGACGCCGUCGAGAAGUCGCUCAAGCGCGGCCGCUGA